UACUGAAAAAAAUUCUCUUUGCUCCCUCCCUAGUAAACGAAAAGAGAGAGAAGGUUCAUUGAACAAAACAAGCCAGUACCAACGUACAAGAAACUCUCUCUCUCUCCCCACCGAUUUUCUUGUAAACGAAAAGACAAACCAGGGUUCGAGUUCCACCCCAGAUUUUAAUUUCCCCCAAUACCUCGAUUCCAUGUUGGCUGAAAGCAGGCAAAAACUUCCCAUUGAAUCUCCGGUCCAAGCUUUCAAUUCUGGGCCAUAAGAACAUUCAAAUUUGUCUCUCUGCAUUUGUUUCGUGAAUCCACGAUCCCUUGAGGUCUGUUGCGAGGGCAGCAGUUUGUGAAUAUAGAUAUGGCCGUGGCGUUUACCCAUCUCUCUCGGUGGAUGUGGGGCGGAAAGCGUCAAGAGCCUAAAACCUCUAAUGGGUCUUCUCUAAAUUCUUUAUCUGAUGCUGGUUUGUUGGAAUUGGAUACCGUGAAAUUUCCCUUGUUUAAUGGAGGGCAGAUAAGCUCCUCGUCUAGAAGAGUUAAGCAAAAAUGGAAAAGCCGGGAAGAAAGGAAAAUUGACAGAGAACAUGAUAUUGUGGUGCUACCAUUGGAUGGUGGUUGUGUUUCUGGGUCUGAAUCUGAUGAUUCGGAUUGGUCAAUUGGAUGGUUGGAGCCCCAUGGCUCAGAGUUCCAGAGUGAUGACGAUCCAGAUGAUAGUUUUGCCGUGUUGGUACCUUGCUAUGGUCGUGGGCGCAUGCAUAAGGAGGAAAAUUUUAAGCACAAUUUUCUAGACACCAUUGGAAAUGUCCCAGAUAUGUAUGCUGCGGAGAGCAAGAAGUACAUGGAACAAUGGCUUUCCUCUCUCCGGAACAGCUGACAUCUAUGAAUGCUCAUGCUUGCGCAUAAAUCUUCGCCAUGCUGCUUUUGCUUCCUUCAACUGGGAAAAAAAAAAUUAAAAAAUCAAAAUAUGGUUCAAGGAUAACGAAAAAAAAGAUGGAUUUAUUAUUGUAUUGCUAGUAGAUGAGGAUUCGCUUGUGUUGUUGGUGUUUGAGCUGAUAUUACUUAGUGAGAGGUGAAACAGCAGUGAAAAAGAGUGGUCUAAUGUGAAUUUUGUAAAAUAGAAAGAAUACAUUUUAAAAAGGAAAAAAAAAAGGAUAGGAAAAGAGAAAAAGAGAAAAGAACAAAGAAACUGUGAUGCAUUGUGUGCUUGCUUAUUCUUUGAUGAAUAUAUGACUGUUAAAUAUCUUAUGAUUGCUGUAAAUAGAAGUGAAAAUAAACAGAAAAUAUAUUGCUGUAAAUAUUUGGACUC
This is a messenger RNA of Rhododendron vialii, 1293 nucleotides long. RefSeq lists its product as uncharacterized. Bases 349 to 861 code for a protein of 170 amino acids. NCBI's taxonomy places the organism in Eukaryota, Viridiplantae, Streptophyta, Magnoliopsida, Ericales, Ericaceae. The transcript has 3 exons. The record is from RefSeq and is a predicted model, not a curated record.